UCAGGUCGCGAGGGGCAACAUCGAACUCUAGGGUCAAGCUGAGGGGCGCACGAGAGCACUUGAGGAUAAUGUACGCGCAGUGAAACAAACUGUUGAACUCCGAAAGUUCCCGUUAUUUAACGGACCGAGGCCAGUAAUGGAGUAAAGAACAAGGUCAAGUUGAGAAUGGCAUUCGAGGGGAAUCAGAGCACAUUUGCAAACUCACUCUUUCCCACAUUCCAGCCUCGGGCCGGUGUAAAUGUAGGUGGUGGUGGUGGAAACAACGAUGGUGCGGCAUUGCCCUUUUCCAUCCCUGGUGUCUCACUGCAGGAACAGGACACUUCAUCCUACGUACCCUGGUCUUACAACACUGAUGACGAUCCCUAUGGCCUUAUCAGCUGUGCCCAGAGCAGCACUAAAAGCAGGAAACCCACUGAACACAUUGAUUGUGACGGGGAGACUGAUCUGCAGGGUCUAGUGUCAAAUAUUUUGGAUGAAGCAGAUUCACAGGAAAGCUACUACAGUGAAGGGUGUCUUCCCACGUCUAAUCCUGUCUGGUCUCCAAAGACACUGAGAGAUGAACUGCUACAGUAUUUUCAGUCGGAGGCUAAAAUGCAAUAUAGCCCUUUGAAUUAUGCGUCUCGUGAGUCUGUAAGCAAAGCGCAGGGACAGUCACUGGACAAAGAGUUUUCUCAACACUCCAAUGGCCUCGCUACAAGUCAACCGUGGCUUUUUAAUUUGCCCAAUGGAGACAGGGACAGCUAUACCCCGCGUCCUCAGAAACUACCACCAGGUCUACCAGUGUCCAACGUAGGAAACGCAUGCCUGUCACAGAUACAACAAAACACCAUGUCGGCCGAUAAAGACAGAGGGAAUAGUCAGAAUCAUUUCCCUGACCUCAGUGAUGUCUUCUUACCUCAAAGUGAAAAUAACAGCUUUCAUCCUUAUUUCGAAGACCACUACAUCCAGAACAGUGCAAAGACCACCAGUAGUGAGCAGUACAUGCCACAAGACAUUAACCACCUGGUGAGCAGCUUUCAGUCGUUCAUGGCUGGUGAGCACGAUGGCUUAUGUCGUGGAGACUUUCCAAACAUGCACAGGCAGACAGGCAUGCGCCAUGAGGAAAGCAUGGCUGAACAAUGGAAAAUCACCGGUCCUGCAAUGCAGACCCAGAAACAGCUGGUGGGAGAAUUUGGGACAGCGCAGAUGGAAAGAAACGGAGACGCGAGGAACCAAACGUUCAAGUGUAAUGCCUUUCAAGAUGUACCUGCUUUCAGCCCCCAAAACUUCCAGCAGCCAAACCAACCAUUCCCGGGAUCUUUCAACCUCCCAAACCAGUACCAAAACAAGACGACCUUUCACAGAGAGAACAGCUCACUCCCCAUCAACAUGAGCAUGAACCAGUACUCAAAGAAUCACAUCCAGCAGGGCAAGAUACAGAACAGGAUCAGGCCACAGAUGCAGAAGGAAAAGAAGAGGAUGCAUACGUCUGGCUUUCCGGGGGAGGGCUUCUCUACAAGACCCCUAACCAACUCUAACAUGAGAGGGGGCGAUAAGAAGCAGGUCAUCUCACAGAACAUGUACUUUGACCACUUGGGGAGCAUGCAUUCUCCGAGAUUUGGUGCAGAAAACAGCAGAGUCAGUGCAGGAAACACACAGCAGCUCCUUCCUAUCAUGUAUCCUGUUAAUGACCCCAGAAGACACUCCAGCAUGCCCAUCAACUCCUCCAGCUUAAACUUCAGACCCCCACUACCCUACGGAGGUGGCGUUCCUGGCAUGGAUAUGGGUGAGAUGACGUCGCCCAACGAGCCUGCAGCUUUCAGCUCCUGUGUCAGUGACAUGAUGACCUGCAAAGGAGAGAGCACUCAUCGUGGCAUGGCCUCAAAUGUGAUGAAUCAAGGAGGACCUAUGAUCCAGCUUUACUACUACCUGGACGAGUGCUACGAGCAGUGGAGGUGUUUGGAGAAGGACAGAAAGAAGACAGAGAUGAUCCUCGCGAAGACAUUUGUCGGGAAAAGGACUGCAACGGUGACCAACACUAAGUUGCCCAAAACGCCACCAAACGCCACAAGAGUCGACAACCUCAUUGUUAACCAGAUGAGAGAACAAGCAAGGGUGGCAAGCCUUCUGGAAAGAAUGGAGAGUCUGCACAACAUAACCCUCCACGUCAACAUCCAGACAGCGCUGAACAGGCAUCAUAAGGCUCUUUGCAUCGCCCAGGCGAGACGCAGGGAGGAGAUCACCAACAUGUCCAAACACCAGCGGCAGAGAGCUAAUUUCUCAGAGGACAGAGACACCCUGUUGCUGGUCAUUGCACUGAAGGACCUAGCUGCUACCACGAGGAAACUCCGCAACGCCCUGUGGUGCGCUCUCCAGACGACACUACCAACACCUGUCAAGCAGGACCACCACGUUACCGAGGCGGCCACAGUCACAGAGAGGCCCCCCUCUCCAAUGGAGGGAUACUCUUUUAGGUUUUAAUUUAGGAGGCAACAAGCAUGAGUUAAAGGUGUUGAUUACAUUAAAACCAGUCCAUACCCUGAUUAUAAAUUCUACAUAAGCUACAGGGUGCCGUAAAAAAACAAACAAUUGUUACUUGUGACAUUUUACCUGCAACACUGAUCACCGCAGAAAAUGAGACGAGCAGUUUGAAGCUUAAUGAUGGAUGCACCCUUUAGCACCCGGGAGCUCCAGGUGGCUUUUGUUGUUACGUUGUGUAGGAGUUACAUGAAAUGUAAUUUUUUUUUGUCCUGCUCCAUCUUAACUUCACUUCAUUCAAUUAGUGUCAGUUCCAAAUUAACGUGAAUCUCGCUCCAUCACUGUUAUAUUUAAAGACACUAUUUAUGAGGAAGAUUUCAGUGAAUUCUUCAUUGUUUUACUUAUUUAUUGGAAUGUAAUGGAACCCCCAGUUCUAGCUAUUCCCAGGCAAUAAUUGAAUCAUAAGGGCAGCAGUUUGAAAAAAUGAACAUGCUGAAUAUUAAAAUGUUUUCUAAAAAUGUUCAAAUUAAUUUCUGCAGCUACAGUUUUUCUUAUGUUACCUUAACAUGCUAUAAUCAGAAAAAAAAUCUGCAAGUUUGAACCGACAGUCAAACUUCUAAAGAAGUUCAUUGUCUUAAAUUGAAAUGUAUUAAUCACAUUAAAAACACACGACAUUAAGAAAUAUGAUUUCUACCAGCGAAAUGUAACAUAGCCAAGUUAAAAAGUGAGAUCAGACUUGGUCUAUAUCAGUAGUUUAAUAUGCAUGUGAUAACUUAUAAAUUGUUUUUCAAAGUGUUCACGUUAAUUUCUGAAACUUCUGUUAACACUAACAAAAUAUAUGAUUAAUUGUAUUAAUCUAUUAUUAUCAGAGAGCGUUAUCAAAUCUUAACAGUGAGACAGUUUGUCUAAGGACCAAAGCUUGUAUCCAGCAAGUCCGUAGUACUUCUCUUACUAUGAUUUGUGAGUAGGAGCAGUUGUCAUUUUAAAGUUCAUGUUGUCUUUUAUUUUAUUUUUUCUGUUACUUGUUCUAUAAACAGAUUUCAAAAUAAAGCAAUCCAAAUGGCU
This is a messenger RNA of Larimichthys crocea (large yellow croaker), 3522 nucleotides long. RefSeq names its product minamoto (gene meioc). Bases 166 to 2460 code for a protein of 764 amino acids. Gene Ontology annotation, biological process: female meiosis I; male meiosis I; mRNA stabilization. NCBI's taxonomy places the organism in Eukaryota, Metazoa, Chordata, Actinopteri, Sciaenidae. The record is from RefSeq and is a predicted model, not a curated record. Gene Ontology annotation, cellular component: nucleus; cytoplasm. The transcript is spliced from 8 exons.